Scleropages formosus (Asian bonytongue) is the source of this 2294-nucleotide messenger RNA. Its product is annotated as neuronal acetylcholine receptor subunit beta-2-like. The transcript is spliced from 7 exons. NCBI's taxonomy places the organism in Eukaryota, Metazoa, Chordata, Actinopteri, Osteoglossiformes, Osteoglossidae. Gene Ontology annotation, molecular function: transmembrane signaling receptor activity; acetylcholine-gated monoatomic cation-selective channel activity. Gene Ontology annotation, cellular component: postsynaptic membrane. The coding region runs from base 345 to 1898 and encodes 517 amino acids. Gene Ontology annotation, biological process: monoatomic ion transmembrane transport. The record is from RefSeq and is a predicted model, not a curated record.
GAGGAGGAGGAGAUCGGUACCCACGGAAAGACAGUACCUUACGGAGCGGAGCGACCGAGGAGUUCUCCGUUCUUAUCUCAGGUCGCGGCAGCGCUGGAGGAACAUCUUGAGCAUCCUGAGCAUCUAGAGCAUCCUGAACAUCCUGAGCAUCAGUUCCUGACCUCUCCGAGGAGAUGCAGCUGUGAAAGGUGCGGGGAAGCGGCGGGAAGCGGCGUGAAGCGGCGGAUCGGCCACGUAACCACACGGGGCUCCUAUAAAUAAGCGCACGGGAGGGCAGCGCGCGUCGUUGCGCAGAGCGCGUCCGCAGCGAGCGCGCGGCUCAAGGGGCUGCGCUCCGCCCGGUGAUGGGUCCCCCCCGCCUGCUGCUCUGCUUCCUCGCCAUCGUCCAAAGAAACCUUGCGGCCGACACUGAGGAGCGGCUGGUCGAGCACCUUCUUAAUCCCUCCCGUUACAACAAAUUGAUUCGUCCGGCCCUCAAUAGAUCGGAACUUGUGACGGUGCAGCUCAUGGUGUCCCUGGCCCAGCUUAUCAGUGUGCACGAGCGAGAGCAGAUCAUGACCACAAAUGUGUGGUUGACACAGGAGUGGCAGGACUACAGGUUGACGUGGAACCCAGAGGAGUAUGAUGGGAUGCUGAAGGUCAGACUGCCCUCUAAACACAUCUGGCUGCCUGAUGUGGUGCUCUACAACAAUGCCGAUGGGAUGUACGAGGUGUCCUUCUUCUCCAACGCUGUGGUCUCCCAUGACGGCAGUGUCUUCUGGCUCCCGCCAGCCAUCUACAAGAGUGCCUGCAAGAUUGAGGUGAAGCACUUCCCCUUUGAUCAGCAGAACUGCACCAUGCGCUUCCGCUCCUGGACCUACGACCGCACUGAGAUCGACCUCGUGCUGAGGUCGGACGUGGCCAGUAUGGAUGACUUCACACCCAGUGGUGAGUGGGACAUUAUCUCUUUGCCAGGGCGACGCAAUGAAAACGCAGCUGACCCCGCCUACGUGGACAUCACCUACGACUUCAUCAUCCGGCGCAAACCUCUCUUCUACACCAUCAACCUGAUCAUCCCCUGUGUCCUCAUCACCUCACUGGCCAUUUUGGUUUUCUACCUACCCUCUGACUGUGGCGAGAAGAUGACGCUCUGCAUUUCUGUGCUGCUGGCACUGACUGUUUUCUUGCUGCUCAUUUCCAAGAUUGUGCCGCCCACCUCGCUGGAUGUCCCUCUCGUGGGCAAGUACUUGAUGUUCACCAUGGUUCUCGUGACCUUCUCCAUCGUGACCAGCGUGUGUGUGCUCAACGUGCACCACCGCUCACCUACCACACACACCAUGCCCAUGUGGGUUCGCCUGGUCUUCCUUGACAAGCUGCCCGCUCUGCUGUUCAUGCGCCAGCCCCGCAGGACCUGUGAGCGGCAGCGUCUUCGCCGAGUACGCCAAGCCCGGGAGCGGGCAAGCCUGGGGGAGGAGUCAGGCCCUGCCACUGAGGACGGGAGUGUCCCAGUAGAGGAUAGCGACCCCUGCACCUGCUAUGUCAACCAGGCUUCAGUGAAGCAGCUCGGGGGAGAACUGGGGGGCGCCGGGGGUCUAAAUGGAAUGAGGGCGGGGCAAGAUGGCAUGUCCAAGGCCCAACCUGCAGGGAAACAAGCUCCCAUCCUAACACAUACCUUGCUGACAAAGGCCUGUCCCGGCUUGGAAGAGGCAGUAGAAGGUGUACGUUUCAUCGCUGGCCACAUGAAGAGUGAGGACGAUGACCAGAGUGUGAUUGAGGACUGGAAGUAUGUCGCCAUGGUCAUCGAUCGACUCUUCCUCUGGAUCUUUGUGUUCGUCUGUGUCUUCGGCACAAUUGGCAUGUUCCUGCAGCCUCUUCUACAGAACUACACCGCCAAGACCCUCCCCCCGGCUCCAGGCUGACCAGCAGAAUAUGUGCCAUGUGGUGGAUGCUUCCAAUGCCUAAUCCCCAUCAACGGACAAGUUUAGCACAAAUAUUCAGCUAGGCUGAUUGACAGCCUACGAUUAUAGUUUAUUUAAAGAACUCAGCUUCAAGGAAUUUGAAUGAAUUUCGUAGUAUUGUUUUUUUAUGUUAAAGCAACAUCUUAUCAAGUCCCUGUACCUUAUCCCCCUUUCAUUUUUUAAAGACAACAAUAUAAUCCAAUCUGGAAGGCUUCAUGCUUACAUAAGGCCAGUCAGACACAUUUGUUUUUUUCUGUGCACACAGUGUUAUGGAAAGUAAAACCCAACUUGAAAUGGCUACAGAACUUAUUGUUGAUGAUUUUUGAUUGUCAAAUCUACUAGCAAACUGCCUUGUGA